GGCGGGGCGUCCCCAGAGUCGGUGUCCGGGGAGACCCCGGGCGAGGUGGGCUCCUGCGGGGACUAGGGCGAGCGGGCUGGGGGCGGCUCGACCAAGGCGCGGCUCCCAGUGUGGCCCCCCCUGCCUGGCUUCCUUGCCAGCCCGCUGCCCGCUGGGUGCUGGCGCUUGAAGCGAGCAGAGAGUCUUAGGAAACUCUGGGCUUUGAAAACACCCGCUCCGGGAAGCACUUGCCUUUGCCCCGCGGAGAGCGGGAGCCGGAGCCUGGCCCCGGGAGCCGCGGGGGUGGCUGGCGGGUUCCCGCCGGAGUUAAAAGCAACUCCGAGAGUUGGUGUUCGCUUACUGGGCGGCCUCUCGGUCCCGCCAGUUAGUUCGCCGACGUCUUUGGAUAAAAAUGAUCUGCCGCGGAAGUUAGGCUUCUUCAUGACGAAUGAUUUCUAAAUUUUAUAAAACUUAUUCUUCAAAAGCCCCGUGUGCAGAAAAGUGUGACCGUUCCUCUCUAGGACCGCUGGGUGGCGCUAGUGCGAACCGAAUCAUUUUCCAGAACUCAGGGCCAAGAACCUGUUUCUCUUCAUUGUCCCCUUGGAGGCAUGUUCACGGGGUUUAUUUUACAUUGUGCACAAAAGCAUUGCAAGGAAAAUCAGGUACAGGCAGGGCCACUACCUAUUAAAAAUAGUUUUCUAGAAACAGUUGCCGAUUACCUUCAAAAGUUUAAUUUACCGUUAUCGAAAACUCUUACUGAGAAAGCCUCCUGCGAUCUUGGGGAGAGAGCUAGAAAAUAAACCCCAAAGUAAAAAGUACUUUUUAAGAUCUAUACAGAAUCUGAAAACCCCUUCAUGGCAGUGUAUUUAUUCGUCUCUGUGUUUAUUUGGGAACCAUGCUUUUUGGAAUCUUCAUAUUUAAGUCUAUCCAUCUCUUAGGUUUUCAGAAGGAGUUACAUUUGCUGAUGAACAUAAAUUUAAGAACAUCAAUACUGUGUGUUAGAUUACCAGAAACUCAGUUAUAUGUCAGGGCUCUGUAUUCCCUAACCACCUAGUUGUUCUCUUGAUUGCUAAUGACGAGGAUGCCAUUUGCUGAUGAUUUUAAUAGGAGCUCAGGCCACUUUCAGGGGUUUAAUUUUGACGCAGUCACCUCGGCCCACCAGAGAAGAUCCCUGUGGAAAGAGCUUUCUUACAUCUCAAAGCUGGGAGUUAGAAAGCAGAAUAGCGAGCGUUGAGAGAAAGCCUACUCCUCUGUCCCGGUCAGCAACAUGAACUCCGGCCUGGGCUCCAUGAACUCCAUGAACACUUACAUGACCAUGAACACCAUGACCACGAGCGGCAACAUGACACCAGCUUCCUUCAACAUGUCCUACGCCAACCCGGGCCUCGGGGCCGGCCUGAGUCCCGGGGCUGUGGCCGGUAUGCCCGGGGGCUCUGCAGGAGCCAUGAACAGCAUGACGGCAGGCGUCACGGCCAUGGGCGCAGCGCUGAGCCCGGGAGGCAUGGGCUCCAUGGGCGCGCAGCCCGCCGCCUCUAUGAACGGCCUGGGCCCCUACGCGGCCGCCAUGAACCCGUGCAUGAGCCCCAUGGCGUACGCGCCGUCCAACCUGGGCCGCAGCCGCGCGGGGGGCGGCGGCGACGCCAAGACGUUCAAGCGCAGCUACCCGCACGCCAAGCCGCCCUACUCCUACAUCUCGCUCAUCACCAUGGCCAUCCAGCAGGCGCCCAGCAAGAUGCUCACGCUGAGCGAGAUCUACCAGUGGAUCAUGGACCUCUUCCCCUAUUACCGUCAAAACCAGCAGCGCUGGCAGAACUCCAUCCGCCACUCGCUGUCUUUCAACGACUGUUUCGUCAAGGUGGCGCGGUCCCCGGACAAGCCGGGCAAGGGCUCCUACUGGACGCUGCACCCGGACUCCGGCAACAUGUUCGAGAACGGCUGCUACCUGCGCCGUCAAAAGCGCUUCAAGUGUGAGAAGCAGCCCGGGGCCGGAGGCGGGAGCGGGGGCGCCGGCUCCAAGGGUGGCCCCGAAAGCCGCAAGGACCCCUCCGGCGGCGCAGGGAACCCCGCCGAGUCGCCCCUUCACCGGGGGGUGCACGGGAAGGCUAGCCAGCUAGAGGGCGCGCCGGCCCCCGGGCCCGCCGCCAGCCCCCAGACUCUGGACCACAGCGGGGCCACGGCGACAGGGGGCGCUUCGGAGUUGAAGUCUCCAGCCUCUUCCUCGGCGCCCCCCAUAAGCUCCGGGCCAGGGGCGCUGGCAUCGGUACCCCCGUCUCACCCGGCGCACGGCCUGGCGCCCCACGAAUCGCAGCUGCACCUGAAAGGGGACCCCCACUACUCUUUUAACCACCCGUUCUCCAUCAACAACCUCAUGUCCUCCUCCGAGCAACAGCAUAAGCUGGACUUCAAGGCCUACGAGCAGGCACUGCAGUACUCUACCUACGGUGCCGCCUUGCCCGCCAGCCUGCCCCUGGGCAGCGCCUCGGUGGCCACCAGGAGCCCCAUCGAGCCCUCAGCCCUGGAGCCGGCCUACUACCAAGCAGGAAUCGUCCCGAUGAAAGUUACCAAGGACUCCUUUAUUGAAACCCCACAGGAUCUCCGCUUGAACACCAUCUCCUUGGGGAAGCCUUCCUUAAGCUCAGAGCACAGUAAGAUCCCAUCUCACUUGUUCUGCAAAGACCAUCCCACUGCACGACAACUAUUUACAGCUAUUACUCAUUCAGGACUGGAUGGUAUGAGGAGAGACGCUGUCUUAUUUAACUUUGUAUCACUAGCAUCAGGUGUGCUACUGACUUAAUUAUUAUCCAUUGGUAAUAUGCCAGUGGUGAUCUGAAUGAGGCUGGCCCCCAUAGGCUCAUAUAUUUGAAUACUUGGUCCCCUGGUUGGUGGAAGUGUUUGGAAAGGAUCAGGAGGUGUGGCCUUGUUGGAGGAGGUGCAUCACUGGGGCUGAGCUUUGAAGUUUCCAAAGACUCAUAUGAUACCUAGCGCUUUCUCUCUACUUCCUACUCUUGGAUCCAGAUGCAACUCUCAGUUUUUCCUGCCACCUUGCCUUUGCUCUGCCAUCAUAGAUUUUAACUGUCUGAAACCAUAAAUCCAAUUAAAUACUUUCUCUUAUAGGCUGCCUUGGUCAUGGUGUUAUUCCACAGCAAUAGAUGUAACUAAGAAAAUUCCCCCAUUACCUCUUUCUUUUAAUCCUUUCUGCAAGAAAUACACAAAAAAAUAAAACAUUUCUAAAUAUAACAAAAACAAAAGCUGUUCAAAAUAUGAACAGAAUAGACAUUUCCUCCAAGAACAUCCUUUUUUCUUAUACUGUACAUAAAUUAUUUUGUAACAAAUGAUUAAUAUAUCAGUUAAGUCCUAGAUGCUUUAAGGUUGGUUUUCUUAUCUUUUAGUUUCUCCCAUCACCACAGCUCAGCAACCAACUUCUUUUUUUUUAAGGGGGGCGGGGACGGGGGUUGGGUUCU
Peromyscus maniculatus bairdii (prairie deer mouse) is the source of this 3440-nucleotide messenger RNA. Lineage: Eukaryota; Metazoa; Chordata; Mammalia; Rodentia; Cricetidae. The record is from RefSeq and is a predicted model, not a curated record.